Molecule: messenger RNA, 2002 nt
Organism: Dermatophagoides pteronyssinus (European house dust mite)
Lineage: Eukaryota; Metazoa; Arthropoda; Arachnida; Sarcoptiformes; Pyroglyphidae
Biological process (GO): lipid metabolic process; phosphatidylinositol-mediated signaling; release of sequestered calcium ion into cytosol
Molecular function (GO): phosphatidylinositol-4,5-bisphosphate phospholipase C activity
Source: RefSeq, a predicted model, not a curated record
UAAUCUACGUUUUUUUCCGAAUCUCUCAUAUAUAUAAUGAUUACGACAAAAACACUGCCUGCCAAAUCAAAUGAUUAUAACAGCAACCGAUAGCAAAAUGAGUGGUAAAUUAAACAUUUUUCAUAAUAAUAAUAAUAAUUGUCAAAAUGAAAAUUCUUCUGGCAAACAAAUUUCAAUAUUGAAUGAAAAAAAUUUAACCAGUAAAAAAAUUUAUUUCGGACGAAUAACUUUGGGUAUUAUUUAUGAAAAAUACGCCAUACCGAAUCUAAACUAUUGGGGAUUGAAAGAAUUGUAUAAAUUUUUUAAAAAAGAAGAACAUGAAACAUUAUCAAAAGAACAAUGUCAGAAAUUAUUUUCUGUUUUUACAAAUGGAACAACAACAAAGAAAAAUUUUUUAACAAAAGAUGAUUUUUUUCAACUAUUACAUAUGCAAAGAUUUGAUAUAAUCAAUCCAAUACAUUCGAAACAAUGUUUAAAUAUGAAAAAAUCAUUAGUAAAUUAUUAUGUAGCUACUUGUACAAUUUUGACAAUAAAACCGCCAGUCAAUGGUCUUGAUUAUUUGUCACCAAAAUAUAAAAAUUUAUUUGAACAAAAUCUAUUGGAUAAAUAUGAUCGUCGAUUGUCGUUAUGUAGAUGUUUUUAUCUAAAACUCGAUUGGAAUGAAGAACAAAUUAGUGUGUUGGUAAAUAAUUUUGAUUCCAAACAAGAAAUGAUUGGUAUUACAUUGGAAACAUUACUUAAUCACAUGUCUAAACAUGGAUUCGAUAAGAAUCCAUGGCCAAUAAUAUUGAUAUUUGAUUGUAAAAAUCUUAUCGCUAAUAAUCGAAUGAAUGAUCUAAUCAAAACGUUAUGUUCGACAAUUCCCGAGCAACAAAUAUUUAACAAAUCAACAUCAUCAUCAUCAUCUGAAACCAAUCAACUGAAAUGUUAUUUUCCAACAUUUUUACAAAAUUCAAAUCAAACAGCAUGGCCAUCGUUAAGAACAUUACGUCGUAAAUUUAUUCUCAUUAUCAAACAUUCUGAUUCGAUUAAUACUGUUCUUAUGAAUCUUCAAAAUAAUAAAGCUGAUUGGGUUCAUUCGAAUGAAUCAACAAAUAUCGACCGAUUAGCAAAUGAUAAAUGCUUAGCUCUUUCGCUUGAUUCACAACUUAUUAAUGAUUCAAUUGAACGAGAUCGUAAAUGUAUUCAGGAUGAUUCGAUUGCUGUUUUGACUUGUAAAACAUUAACUUGGAACAACAAUAGUCUGAUUGAGUCCAAUGUCCAUCAUUCAAUAGAUUUGAUUCGAAUGGGCAUUCAAUGUUUACCAUAUAGAAUUGAUGAAAAUUUGGAUGAUAACAAUGAUGACCAACUAUGUCGAUCAUUAUUCGAUACAUUAAAUGGAUCAUGUGGUUAUGUUCUGAAACCAUCUUCAUUAAGAAAUGGUCAAAUGUAUUGUAUUGGAAUAAGUGAAGAUAGUUCAUUACCGGAUGAACCAUCUGCAGGUCCAAUUCAAUUUCUAUUAACAUUAUAUUGUAUCGAAGAUUUAAUGCAAUUUGAUUUAUGUAAAAAUCCAAUGAAAUGUAAAGUAAUUGUACAUAUAAUUGGCUAUUAUGAUGAUAAUAUUCGAUAUGAAACUGAAACCUGUAACACUAAAGGACAAAUACCAUUCUGGAAUAAACAGAUUCGACCAGUUAUUCGGUUACCUAAUUUUACAUUUAUCCGUUUCGAAGUUUAUAAUUGUGAUCGAUUAGUUGCCAAUAGAACAUUACCACUAAAAGCUAUCCGAAGGGGAAUAAGAUAUAUUUCACUGGAAGGAAAAAAUGGACAUAACAAUGGUGGCAAAUUAUUUGUUCAAUGUAAUUUUAAAAAAAUUGCCGCUUGUUGGUCACCAGAUUUCAGAUCAUCUGAUGAUCAACAACAAUCGAUUGUUGAUGAUGAUCAAAAACAUCAACAACAACAAAAACCUUUUGAUCAUCCGAAUUUAGAUUUUAUCGAUUCAGAUACUGAAUUUGAAAAUCAACAU